AUGCCUCCCAAUAACGCUGCCGUCGCCGGGCGGAGGCCCCAGGGCCAGAACCAGGACCCGACAUCAGCCAUCCCCGGCUGGACAAAGCUCUUGAUCGGAGGAGUAUGCUACUUUGGCCUCAACAUCUUCCUGAACCAGGCCUUCUCUAAAUCCCAGACGACCGUCACCCGGACCGAUCCCAAGACCGGCGAGAAGAUCCAGGUUGCCAGCAACACCGGCGAGAUCCCACCUUUCCAGCUCCGACCAAAAAAAUUAGAUGAAGGCGCGCAGUAUCAAGCCUUCCCGACCAAGAUCGCACCCAUCUGGCCUCAAGAUGCCCAUGUGGACAUCAUCGUAACUCUGUCGCCCUCUUUCAACCCCACCCCUCUCUCGCAGACCCCCGACGAAUACAUUGUUCUCAAUGAGAAGGAAUUCCACAUGAACAAUUACACGGACAAGAGAUCUGUCGAUACCAAGUUCACCGUACCUAAGGCUGUUCAGAACAAUGGCACUCUUUGGGGCCACUUCUAUAUUGGACUUCCUGGAAGCGUUUUGGACCCCAAGAGCCCUCAAUUCAACUCUGAUGUGGCAUAUCACUUUGCCUACCCAUUGACUCAAUAUCUUCCCAAGAAGAAGAUCGCCAAGACUCGUCACCUGCUCGAUGAUCUACCCGCUCCUGUCGAGGAAGAGCCUGAAGAGAAGACACCUGGGCCUAUCCUUGCCAAUUACUAUCACCCCAAUGCAAGUUUCUCCAUCGUUCCCAACAUGGGUGUUGCCAAUUUCCGACAAGUUCCAAAUGCUGCCAAACACUUUCUCCAACUUGAGAGAACUGGUGCCCGUGACGGAAGUGGUGAGAAUGGAUGGUACUACCCCCUCCUAUUUGUGAACAACUUCUGGCAGCUUACCAGCCACAUGACACUUCUCAAUGAUACGGUCACUGAACUCCCUAUCCAUAUUGACCUCACCAAUAUGGCAAGCUGGAAGUUCCAGAUCUUGGCAAACAUGGAGAUGAACUCGAAGGAGAACGCUCGCCAGGCUGCUUUCGGAAACUCCCUGCCCACCGGCGGUGAUGGGACUGAGAUCGAGAUGAUUAAGGAGAUUUUUAUUGAUACCAACCCUAUUCUUCUCGGCGUGACCAUCGUUGUGAGCAUUGCCCACAUGAUUCUGGAGACUCUCGCCUUUGGCUCCGAUAUUGCCCAUUACCGCAAGAAGAAGGACAAUGUUGGUAUUUCCGUGCGCUCCAUCCUGGCCAAUGUUUUUAUGCAGACCGUCAUUCUCCUUUACCUGGUCGACAAUUCUCAAAACACCAGCUGGAUGAUCCUGGGCCAGCAGGCGAUCGGCAUCCUUAUCGAAUUCUGGAAGAUUACUACUGUGGUGAACGUACGAGUUCGACCUGCCCCUCCCGGAUCAUGGUUGCCAUUCUGGAUUGUAUUUGAAGACAAGAGCCAGCUCAGCGAGACGGAACAGAAGACCAAGGAGUACGACCAGAUCGCCUUCAAGUACAUGUACUACCUUGCUGUGCCGCUCCUGAUUGCCUACGGCAUUUACUCUCUAUACUACGAUACGCACAAAUCUUGGUACUCGUAUAUCAUCACUACUUUGGUGGGGUCUGUCUAUGCCUACGGAUUCUUGAUGAUGGUCCCCUCGCUGUACAUCAACUAUAGGUUGAAGAGUGUUGCGCACAUGCCCUCCAAGGCCAUGAUGUACAAAUUCCUCAACACCUUCAUUGACGAUCUGUUUGCCUUCACCAUCAAGAUGCCCCUGCUUCACCGUCUGGCAACAUUACGUGACGACGUCAUCUUCUUUGUCUACCUUUACCAGCGCUGGGUUUACCGCAUUGAUUAUACGCGUGUGAACGAAUUCGGACAGGGUGGUGAUGAUGAUGAGCCAGAGGAGAAGAAGAAGGAAGGUGAGGAGGCUGAGGCUAAGACCGAGGAGAAGGCCGAAGGAAAGGCCACGGGUGCUUCUACUGGCAAGGCAACAAAGCGAAAGUAG
Messenger RNA from Clonostachys rhizophaga, 1974 nucleotides. NCBI's taxonomy places the organism in Eukaryota, Fungi, Ascomycota, Sordariomycetes, Hypocreales, Bionectriaceae. The record is from the annotation of a GenBank genome assembly.